GCGGUGGACUGUCGUGGCGGCGAUACUUGUGGCGAUGGCUGCACCGGUGCAUGCGCUUCCAGCAUUGACCAUGCCUCUUGCGAACAAUGCGACGUUGGUCCCGCCUUCUGUGGACCCCCAAUGCUACCUCAUGCCCAUUGUGGUCCUGCAUCCUUCUGCACCCCUUCCCACCCUCGAUUGCAUCCAACCGCCAUUGCCAUCAGAAGAUUGCAUCAAGGCCUCGGUGUCGGCUACGUUGCGCGUGCUCCGCCACCCUACCGACGAGUGGACGUGCUUGCACGACACUGCCCCUGCAACCACCGUUGCCAACAUUUCGUCGCUGCGGGUGCAAUACCGUGGGGAUUCGUCGCUUCGCUUUACCAAGCAUCAGCACUUGCUCAAGUUUGAUGCCCCAACGCCGCUCUUGUCGAUGCCUGCCGACACGGAUUGGUCGCUGCACGGACCAUUUAUCGACGGCAGCUUGAUGCGCAACCACCUCGCACAUUGGCUUUACCGCAACACGGGACGCUAUUCGCCGCGCUCGCAGCAUGUAGCGUUGUACAUUGUCAACUCGAAAGGCGUUCCCGCCUACGCUGGCUAUUAUCUAUUGCUGGAAACCAUCGGAUACGGCCCGAAUCGAGUCGGGCUCGCGCCAAACUUGGCGGCGUCGGAGGAUCAUUCCGGCGGGUGGGCCUGGCAAUUCAAUCCACUCAAAUACGGAACGUACUCCCCCAACGUUGUGUUUGACAUGUAUCAAGGGAAGUUUGGAAUGGGUGCGCGGCCGUUGCUCAUGUAUCCGUCUGGUUCGUCCCUGUCCCAGCGCAUGCGCGACGACUUUGUGAAUGUUUCCGUGGGAUUUUUGCCUCUGUACUAUCGAUACUUGUGGCACAACAUGACGGCCCCGCUGACUCUGAAGCACCACAUUGACGUCGGAUCGCACGUCGACUACUUUUUGCACACAGAGUGGAGCUUGAACCAAGACGCGUACUCGAAGAGCGCGUACUUCUUCAAGGAUCGUCAAAGUCCGGUGGAAGCGGGGCCGGUGUGGGACCUCAACUUGGCGUACGGGCUCGGUUCGCAUGCGCACGCGAACGUGUGGCUGUAUUUGGCCCAGCCCGCAUGGAUGCGACUCGUUUGCAACUUUGAAUUUGCCAACUUGGCAAUUGCGCGGUGGAAAGCUCUGCGAACAAGUGUAUGGAGCGACGCAUCGGUUGUGACGUUUGUGCAAGCAACAGCGGCCCCGUUGCAGAGAAAUUUGGAAAAGUGCAAGGACUGGACAAGCAACAAGCCGAGCUGCGCGAGCGUGAGCGGCAGCAACCAAGGCACGUUUGCGGACCAAGUCUCGCAUCUGCAAGCAAUCUUAGUCGAACGUGCACAUUGGAUGGACGACCACAUUGAAGGGCUGUUCCAGAAGCUUGACGGAAGUGUCUGCGGAAGCGUCGGAGACCUGCCGGCGUUUAACUGUGCUGAAGAUGGGGACGAUGGAGGAUGCUUGACUGCCCCUGCCAAGUAUUACUCGAAGGUGUUGUUUCCGCCAAUUCGACCCCCCCGACGCCUGGAGACGCCACGUGAAUCGGUGGUACUAAAACAGUCGUCGUCUGCAUACGACAUGCCUUCGAUUGAUCCGUGCUGGUUGUCGAUGGGCACGUCAUUGACGGCAGGGUACAUCACCCUCACGUGCUCUGGCCAUGGGUAUUGCCCCAUGGGACCCAAUGCCACGUGUGUGUGCAAUAACCACGCGACCAGUUUCGACUGCAAGGGAGGGAACGAGCGACCUGUUGUGGUGUCGACGCGGACGUGGGCGAUCACGAGAUGGGACGCAGCCCUCCUUUCGGUGUGUGGCGUCUUGGCGUUGGUGGCGGGGCUGUCGGUGUGGCGACACCAUCGCCGAUCGCGCCAAGGAGAGCCAUUGCUGCGACGCGGCGGGGGUCCCCAUUAUGGCGCGUCCAAACCUGCUGUGGUGGCAGAAGCAGUAGUGCUUUGACGAGAUUUUGACUGAAAGUAGCAGGAAUUUUUCAAGGUAAUUGACAUGCCAGGCUGGAACAUUCAUAUUUGGCAAGGCCCACGUGUGGAA
Aphanomyces invadans is the source of this 2053-nucleotide messenger RNA. RefSeq lists its product as hypothetical. The record is from RefSeq and is a predicted model, not a curated record. The transcript is spliced from 7 exons. Bases 35 to 1963 code for a protein of 642 amino acids. Lineage: Eukaryota; Oomycota; Saprolegniomycetes; Saprolegniales; Verrucalvaceae.